AUGGGUGGAACACAGUAUGGGAAAUUCCAAGACUUCUGUCGCGACGCGACGCUACCUAUAUGCAAUAUCCUCGUCACGAAUAAUCAACCACCUGGCCUGGCAUAUGGCGGCUGCGUGCUGCGCGGAAUAACACUGAGUAACCACCGCAAUCUCGCCAAUUUGGGUUCAAUACUGCUCUGUGGCAUUGCUAUUGUUGUCACACUGUUUCUGCUAUGGCGCGCGGAAAGGAAAGCUGCUGCGGUCGGUCGCCGGGAAAUGCAGAUGUUUCUGGUCGGAUAUGUGGUCAUUGAGAUCUGCGAAAUAUUCACGGUUGGCGGAUUUCCAUUGAACAACGAUGUGCGGAAAGGGUUCACGGCUGUCCAUCUGGCCGCCAUUGUAGCGACCAUGUGGAUUUUGCUCAUGAAUGCGGUAGUGGGUUACCAAUUAGUCGACGACGGCACACCAUUGUCAAUGGGGUUGAUCGGCUUCAGCGCCCUGGCAUUGUUCAUUGGAACUGGCUAUAUUGCCCUCGACACGGCCUUCUCCUGGACGGGGUUCUGGGACAGCUCGCUGGUCCCCCCGCACCAAAGCUACGCCCUCUACACGCUCUACCAGCUUGCGCCCUUGGUCUUCAUGUUCUUGUUCUUCAUCCUCGAAUCGAUACUGGUUCUCAAGAUCCUCGGCGAAACGAAACCAAUGGUCUACUUGGUCGCUGCUGCCCUCCUCUUUGCCAUCGGUCAGAUCUUUAUGUAUGUGAUAUCGAAGCACAUAUGCGAAGGAACCAGUGGCGACAUCAACGGCACCCUUUUCGAGACUCUGUUCACGCUGCUCAGUGUCGUGGCGAUAUUUGUCUUCUGGUCAUCAAUCACCGAAGAUGACUGGCCGAUCCAGUGA
Molecule: messenger RNA, 873 nt
Organism: Fonsecaea erecta
Lineage: Eukaryota; Fungi; Ascomycota; Eurotiomycetes; Chaetothyriales; Herpotrichiellaceae
Exons: 3
Coding region: 1-873 (290 amino acids)
Biological process (GO): protein folding
Cellular component (GO): endoplasmic reticulum membrane
Source: RefSeq, a predicted model, not a curated record